Molecule: messenger RNA, 2376 nt
Organism: Setaria italica (foxtail millet)
Lineage: Eukaryota; Viridiplantae; Streptophyta; Magnoliopsida; Poales; Poaceae
Product: ABC transporter E family member 2
Exons: 12
Coding region: 153-1967 (604 amino acids)
Biological process (GO): translational initiation; ribosomal subunit export from nucleus; translational termination
Molecular function (GO): iron ion binding; ATP hydrolysis activity; ATP binding
Source: RefSeq, a predicted model, not a curated record
UGGUCUGCCCCUCCGCCGCGCGCACGUGUCCGCCACACUCCCAAAGGGAUACCCCCUCCCUCUCUCCCACCGCCGCCGCUCGCUUUCGGCUCCAUCAUCACCCCUCUUCCUCCUCGGAGCCCUCCUCCCGGCGGCGGCGGAAGAAGAAAGAGAUGGCGGAGCGGCUGACCCGUAUCGCGAUCGUCAGCGAGGACAAGUGCAAGCCCAAGAAGUGCCGUCAGGAGUGCAAGAAGAGCUGCCCCGUCGUCAAGACCGGGAAGCUUUGCAUUGAGGUGACUUCGGCGUCGAAACUUGCUUUCAUUUCUGAAGAGCUGUGCAUUGGUUGUGGUAUUUGCGUUAAGAAAUGCCCAUUUGAUGCCAUUGAAAUCAUCAACCUUCCAAAGGAUUUGGAAAAGGAUACCACUCACCGAUAUGGGCCCAAUACCUUCAAGUUGCACAGGUUGCCUGUCCCGAGGCCUGGUCAAGUUUUGGGCCUUGUUGGAACAAAUGGAAUUGGAAAGUCGACUGCGCUUAAAGUUUUGGCUGGCAAGCUGAAACCUAAUUUGGGACGCUUCAAAAACCCACCUGAUUGGCAGGAAAUCCUUACAUACUUCCGUGGGUCUGAACUUCAGAACUACUUCACACGCAUAUUGGAAGAUAACCUGAAGGCAAUCAUCAAACCUCAGUAUGUCGACCACAUUCCAAAAGCUGUUCAAGGAAAUGUAGGACAAGUACUUGAACAGAAGGAUGAGAGGGAUAUGAAAGCUGAGCUGUGUGUUGACCUUGAAUUAAACCAAGUUAUUGACCGAAAUGUAGGGGAUCUGUCUGGUGGUGAGCUCCAGAGAUUUGCAAUAGCAGUUGUUGCUGUACAAAAUGCGGAAAUUUACAUGUUUGAUGAGCCAUCAAGUUACCUUGAUGUUAAGCAGAGGCUUAAAGCUGCACAAGUCAUUAGAUCUUUGCUUAGGCCCAACAGCUAUGUCAUCGUUGUUGAACACGACUUGAGUGUCUUGGAUUACUUGUCCGACUUCAUUUGCUGCUUAUAUGGAAAGCCAGGUGCUUAUGGUGUGGUUACCUUGCCAUUCUCGGUUCGAGAAGGCAUCAAUAUUUUCUUGGCUGGAUUUGUUCCAACAGAGAAUCUUCGGUUCCGAGAUGAGUCUCUUACAUUUAAGAUUGCAGAGACUCAAGAAAGUGCUGAGGAGAUUGAGACAUAUCAACGAUACAAGUACCCUACCAUGAGCAAAACACAGGGAAAUUUCAAGCUAACUGUUGUUGAGGGUGAAUUUACUGAUUCCCAGAUUGUUGUGAUGCUUGGUGAAAAUGGUACAGGGAAAACUACAUUCAUCAGAAUGCUGGCUGGGUUGUUGAAGCCCGACACAGUGGAAGGAACUGACAUUGAAAUUCCUGAAUUCAAUGUGUCGUACAAGCCCCAAAAGAUUAGCCCGAAAUUCCAGAAUACCGUGAGGCAUUUGCUUCAUCAGAAAAUACGCGAUUCUUAUAUGCACCCUCAGUUUGUGUCUGAUGUCAUGAAACCACUACAAAUUGAGCAACUCAUGGACCAGGAGGUUAUUAAUUUGUCAGGUGGAGAGCUCCAAAGAGUUGCUAUAUGCCUCUGCCUUGGAAAGCCUGCAGAUAUCUAUUUGAUUGAUGAGCCAAGUGCGUAUCUUGAUUCAGAGCAGCGUAUUGUUGCCUCAAAGGUUAUCAAAAGAUUCAUUCUUCAUGCGAAGAAAACUGCAUUUAUUGUUGAGCACGAUUUCAUCAUGGCAACCUACUUGGCUGACAAGGUCAUUGUUUAUGAGGGGAGACCUUCUAUUGACUGUAUCGCCAAUGCACCACAGUCUUUGGUAUCUGGAAUGAAUAAGUUCUUAUCGCAUCUUGACAUUACCUUUAGAAGAGACCCGACCAACUACAGGCCCCGUAUAAACAAGCUGGACUCCACGAAGGACAGGGAGCAGAAGUCGGCUGGAUCCUACUACUACCUCGAUGACUAAUCAGCACGUACAGGAUCUUCUCGGAGAGCUUUCCGCUCAUGAUCUUUCCAGGCCGUGGAAAAGCUUAGGCUAGGUUGAAGCUGCCACCACAUCACGGCAUGAGACUUGUUGAAUAAUUGGCUGCAAGGAGUAAAGCGCACCGAUUAACUUAUAAAGCAGAGCAUGCUGUGUUGAUAGUUUGAUACCGAGUUUUUUGUUGGCUCGAUCUAUCUAUUAUGACAAAGGAAGAUGAGAUCGGUGUUAAAGUCGGGCUUCUCCAGUGGAGAAUUAUGGCUAGUUUCUGUUUAUUUGUUACUCUGUACCUUCGAGUCCAUUUGCCGUCGAGUAACUUCCAUCCUUGAUUUUAGAGAUGACACUAAAGUUUUCGAGCAACAAUGUGAAAGAAAAUCUUAUCCGUCUUCGAUGAGCC